Molecule: messenger RNA, 2034 nt
Organism: Drosophila innubila
Lineage: Eukaryota; Metazoa; Arthropoda; Insecta; Diptera; Drosophilidae
Product: cytosol aminopeptidase
Exons: 1
Coding region: 214-1791 (525 amino acids)
Biological process (GO): proteolysis
Cellular component (GO): cytoplasm
Molecular function (GO): metalloaminopeptidase activity; manganese ion binding
Source: RefSeq, a predicted model, not a curated record
CAAAUUGUAAUGUGUUUAAGCAGUUCAGUAUAUUGGUAGAAGCAAAGCGAAGCGCACUGUAUUUUUUAGAAAAAAAAAAUCCAGUUUUUGUACGUAAAAGUUUCUUAUCCUUUUCGACCAAUUGUUUAAAUUGAAGUGGAAAUAGAGUAGUAUUCAUUUCAAAAUAUAUAGUGUUGGAAAGCGCGUUCUAAAUCAUAAAACCUACAAAUAAAAAUGGCAAAAUCUCAGGCAACCUGUUAUGGAAAAUCCGCACUUAAUUUGCUGCGCAUGAAACGCGUUUUAUCCGUUUCCUCGGGUGCACGGUAUAUGCAAGUGCGGACCAAGUGUGAUAUGAACGGUAUCGUCAUCGGGCUGUACCUAAAGGAGGGCGAGAAGGAUCCGCAGAUGACCUCAAAUGGCGAAAAGUUCGACGAUCGUGUCAGCGGCAAGAUAACUCAAUUAGUUAGAGAAACGGGAAUGACUGGCAAACUGGGCAAGGGCAGGAUGUUCAGUAAUGUGGACGAGGAGUUCUCGAGUGUCGCGGUCGUCGGCUUGGGCCAAGAGGGAGCCGGCGUUGAUGAGGAAGAGAUGCUCGAUGUCGGCAUGGAGAAUACUCGUAUUGCCGCAGCGGUUGGUGCACGUUUCCUCCAAAUGCAGGGCGCUCAAACGGUGUUCGUCGAUGGCAUGGAUCACCCGGAGCAGGCAGCCGAGGGAGCUGCGAUGGGCGUUUGGAGAUACAAUGCCAACAAAUCGAAAAACAAUCGCAUGCACAUCCCCAAGCUGGAACUGUACGGUUCUGCCGAUGUGGAUGCCUGGACGCGCGGACUGUUCAAGGCAGAGUCUCAGAAUCUGGCCAGACGUCUUUCAGACACGCCGGCCAAUCAAAUGACGCCCACGAUCUUUGCUCAGGCUACGAUUGAUGCACUGUGUCCCUGCGGCAUUGUGGUGGAGGUGCGUUCCAUGGACUGGAUUGAGGAGCAAGGUCUCAACUCAUUUCUGAUGAUAGCCAAAGGCUCCUGUGAACCGCCCAUUAUGUUGGAAAUCAGCUAUGUGGGCAGCUCUCCAGAUGACAAACCGCUUCUGCUAAUGGGCAGUGGACUGACCUUCAACAGCGGAGGUCUCUGCCUCAAGAGAAAGAGUCGCAUGGACGAGCAACGCGCCGCGAUCAGUGGGGCAGCAACUAUUGUGGCUGCCAUCCGAGCUGCGGCUGCUUUGUCCCUGCCGAUCAAUGUGUCGGCUAUGUUGCCGCUCUGCGAGAACAUGCCCUCGGGUAUGGCUGUCAAGCCGGGUGAUGUGGUCACCCUCAUAAAUGGAUCGACGCUGUGCAUCAAGGAUACCUCGGCAGCCGGUACCGUAAUGCUUGCCGAUCCCAUACUUCAUGCGAUGAACACCAUGAAGCCCAAGACCAUGGUGGACGUGGGUACGCACGCCAAGGGAGUGGUCCAUGGAUUGGGUGCCUCCUCAACUGGCCUCUGGACGAACAAAAGUGCUCUGUGGAAGCAGUUCAAGAAGGCUGGAUCGGUCACUGGUGAUCGCAUGUGGCGAUUGCCACUCUGGAACUACUUCAGGCAGCUGAUCGAGCCAAAUAUGACCUACGAUCUGUGCAACAAGGGCAGAGGACCCGCCUCCUCUUGCCUGGCGGCUGCACUUCUCCACACGCUCGUUCCCAAUAAGGAUUGGGUGCAUCUGGACACCAGAGGCACGGGCAUGACGUGCCUAGAGGGUGUACCGCCAUAUCUACUCGAGGGUCGCAUGAGUGGACGUCCCACUCGUACCAUAAUACAGUUCCUCUACCAGAUGGCCCUCAAAUGAACUUUGACGAAGACUUGUUGUCUAAUGCUGUACAAUUUGGCAAAUUUGUGUCCUAAAUUAUUUGUGUUUCUUAACCGUAAGUGCGACGAACUUUUGAAGAUGUUAGAUGCAGGACGCAAGAUGUCUUUUUAUGAUUGUCCCCCCGUGUCGUGUAUCUUAAUGUCUAUGUAAAAUUUUAGAAUCUUGUAUGUUAUGUUAAUCUGACCAAUGAUUGGUAAAUUAUACCAUUGUAAUCUUAUCAAA